Messenger RNA from Closterium sp. Naga37s-1, 2730 nucleotides. NCBI's taxonomy places the organism in Eukaryota, Viridiplantae, Streptophyta, Zygnematophyceae, Desmidiales, Closteriaceae. The record is from the annotation of a GenBank genome assembly.
AUGCUUAACGUUGACGGAUCGGGAGUCGAUGGUCUAGACGCAGGUGCAGGUCAGCCAGCGACGGGAAAUGGAGCGGCUGGCCUCCUUCGUGGAAACAGUCCUGCAGGAGAGGGAGUGACGAGUCCAUCGCAGAGUGAAUCCAGUAGCGGAAAAUUGGCAAGCGGGGAGGCAGGAUCUGGUGGUGCUGGUGGAGCCGGCCAAGAGUACACGAUGGAAGCCCUUCCUACAGCAAGACAAGUGGAAGGAGCCGCUGUGUGCCACGAAGAACAGUCGUUCUGGGUGAACUCGCGCCUGCGCACGGUGGCGUGCAACGCAUCGCAGCCGUUGAUCACGAAUGCGCCCGACAUGCUCAACAACAUCUUCGUGCCGCUCUACGCCUGCCCCUUCCAGGAACGCCUCGGGCCCUGGGGCGAAGGUGGCAAGUGGAUAUGUAAUGUGCCAUCAGCAAUCCAGCCCAAUCCUGUUAUCUACAGCAUUCACUCGAAGCCAGAGUACGGCUUUGAGCUGGCGGCGUCCAUAGCGCUGCACACGCGGGCGCACGUGUUCAGCUCGUCGCUGUCGGCGGCGCAGCAGGCGGCAGUGAGGGCGGAGGCGCACGUGGAGUUCCACGAGGUGGGGCUGGCGCUGCCCAAGGACGCCAAGCCCACCGAUGUCUCUCUGCCCGACCUGCUGGCGGCGGCCAAGCACAGCUACGUGGACGUGCUCUACCUCGCACCUGACUGCCUCGAAUGUGAGGUUGCCUUCAUCCGCCAACUCAACGCCUCCUUCGGCUCCAACCCCGCCUCCGGCCUCUCCCGCUCAGGCGGCCUCCUGCCCUUCGGCCAGAUCAUGAUGCUGCUGACAAAUGUCCAACAAGUGCGGCAGAUGCUGGAGGUGGAGUACACGUUGGAGAAUCUGGGGUACCGGUUGUUCCACGUGGAGACCAAGCCCAACGGCCAUCUGGAGGUGGCCUACAUCCAUGCCUCCCUUGUUCAGCCGCCCAAGCCUGCUGACUGCCCCGUCGACACUGCCGGUCUCAAGUACCCCGACCACCAGCAGAUCGACGAUGCUGCUGUGUGCCAAGCAGAAUCUUCUUUCCAGGUGAACAUGGCGCUGCGGCGGGCGGCCAUGGGGGGCGAGCAGCCGCUGACGCUGUCGCUGGCGGAGAUGAAGGAGCUCAUCUACGUGCCGCUCUACCCCUGCCCCUACGAGGAACGCAUCGGCGAGUGGGGCGACGGCGGCAAGUGGGUGUGCAUGCUCGCGUCUGCACUGCGAAAGCAGCCGAUCGUCUACAGUGUGGGGAGCAACGAGCAGUUUGCGUUUGAGCAGGGCAUGGCGGAGUCGGUGCGCACCAAGGCGUUCACGUUUGACCCGUUCAUCACGGCGGCGCAGCAGGCGCACAUGCGCUCGCUGCCCUUCCUGCACUUCCACGGCAUCGGAGUGGCGGGUGAGGAGUCGCUGGCGUACUACCACAAGCAGAACCCCGACUACGACUUCAAGACGCUCGCACAGCUCAUGCUCUUCCUCAACCACACCUACGUCGACGUGCUCAAGAUCGACUGCGAGGGCUGCGAGGUCGCCUUUAUGCGCGACAUCGCCCGCGCCUACGGCUCCGAACCCGCCACCCUCGCCAUCAACGGCGGCGUGCUGCCCUUCGGCCAAGUGCUCAUGGAACUGCACCAGAUCACGAACACGAAGGCGAUGCUGGCGCUGCUGUACACGUUUGAGAGUCUGGGGUACCGGCUGUUCCACGUGGAGACGAACCCGCUGUGCCUCAUCUGCAUCGAGGUGGCCUACAUCCACGACUCCCUCCUCCAGCCCGCCAACCCCCAAGCCUGCCCCAAAGCCCCCCUCAACGACCCCGCCACCCUCGCCAAAAUCUCAGCCACUGGUGGUGGUGGUGCGCGAGCCACGGACGGCUUGCCUUUAGCAGAGGGGCUGGACGACGGGCGGGAGCAGCGCGAGAUGGAGGUGUACAAGCAGCAAGCCAAGUCGCUCUUCAAGCGCCUGUCGCAGGGCCUACCGCAGGCGUCGCGCAUGUCCAUCGAGACUGGUCCCUACUUCUUCCAUUACAUAGUGGAGGGCGGGGUGUGCUACCUGACGCUGUGCGAGCGGUCGUACCCGAAGAAGCUGGCGUUCCAGUACCUGGAGGAGCUGCAGCGCGAGUUCGAAAAGGUCAACCGCUCGCAGAUCGAAACCGUCGCGCGCCCCUACUACUUCAUCAAGUUCGACACGUUUAUUCAGAAGACGCGCAAGCAGUACCUGGACACGCACACGCAGCGCAACAUUGACCGGCUGAACGAUGACCUGAUAGAGGUGCAGCAGAUCAUGACUCGCAACAUCCAAGACGUGCUCGGCACCGGGGAGAAACUCGACCAUCUGACGCAAGUGUCGAGCCGGCUAUCCACAGAGUCCAGUGCAUACGCCAAGAAGGCCAAGCAGCUCAGCCAACAGGUGCGCUGUGCUCUACCGCUUGCAGCCUCCGUGCACACUCGUCCGGUUGCUCUCUCACACCUCUCACUCCCUGCUUCUGCGUCACAAUCACACGUGCUUGUGCACACGCACCGGGACAUGCACUCUGAAGCGCUCAGUUUCGUGGCCAUUCAUUCCCUCAGCUCUCCCAUCCACCCGUGCCUGUGCACGCAUGUGUCAUUGUCCCUCCAGGCCCUCCUGAGAAAAUGGGCGCCCAUCGCCAUCAUAGUGCUCGUGGUAGUCAUGGUCUUCUAUGCCCGCCGCCUCUUCUACUCCUGA